CAUGGCCUCAAUUGCUUCAUGUUUGUAUAUAUAAAAGGAGAAUUUCUUCCUCACAAUAUUUUUGUACUUUUCCUUUAUGGUUAUUCACAAACAUACAUAUAAUCUAACGUAGUUUUAAUUUCUUCUCUUAAUCUAAUAGAUGGAGAGGGGUGGUUGUGCUUCUUCAAGAAAGCAAAGGCAAAACCGACAAGACAAACCCUACAGAGGAAUAAGGAUGAGAAAGUGGGGAAAGUGGGUGGCUGAGAUUAGAGAGCCAAACAAAAGGUCAAGAAUUUGGCUUGGUUCUUAUUCUUCUCCAGUGGCCGCCGCCCGCGCCUACGACACCGCCGUGUUCUACCUCCGUGGCCCGACCGCCAAGCUUAACUUCCCUGAAUCCAUAGUGAAAGAAGAUGAUCAGCCUCAUGAUUUGUCCGCUGCUUUCAUUAGAAAGAAGGCUACUGCUGUUGGUGCUAGAGUUGAUGCAGCUCUUCAUGCAUCCACAGCUGAAUCCAAUUCAAUCGGAUUUUUCGAAAAACCCGACUUGAAUGAACAUCCAAGUCCUGAGAGUUCUGAGGAUAAUUGACCACAGAAAUAGAAGGGAUUUUAGGGUUUUCUGUUGAAGUAUAUUCUAAAUAAAGGAUUAUUUGUUGGUAUUCAGUUUCUUAAUAUGAAUAUUUAGUGUUAUUGAGCUCA
Olea europaea var. sylvestris is the source of this 672-nucleotide messenger RNA. Its product is annotated as ethylene-responsive transcription factor ERF010-like. Lineage: Eukaryota; Viridiplantae; Streptophyta; Magnoliopsida; Lamiales; Oleaceae. The coding region runs from base 140 to 562 and encodes 140 amino acids. The record is from RefSeq and is a predicted model, not a curated record. Gene Ontology annotation, biological process: regulation of DNA-templated transcription. The transcript has a single exon. Gene Ontology annotation, molecular function: DNA-binding transcription factor activity; DNA binding.